Platichthys flesus (European flounder) is the source of this 3732-nucleotide messenger RNA. It is a transcript of the gene adam19a, whose product is annotated as ADAM metallopeptidase domain 19a. The transcript has 23 exons. Gene Ontology annotation, biological process: proteolysis. Gene Ontology annotation, molecular function: metalloendopeptidase activity. The coding region runs from base 40 to 2922 and encodes 960 amino acids. NCBI's taxonomy places the organism in Eukaryota, Metazoa, Chordata, Actinopteri, Pleuronectiformes, Pleuronectidae. The record is from RefSeq and is a predicted model, not a curated record.
GAAAGGGAGGACGAGUCGGCGGCACCGAGGGUCACAGGGAUGUACAGUAAACACCGGCAGAAAAAUGGCCAGACGUCACCGGCGACAUGUGCACGUUUGCUGCUCUUUCUUUCCGUCCUGCUGCUGAGCGGAGCUCCGGGAAGAGCCGGCGGACACACCGGGGACGAAGGGCUGAGGAGGGGAAGGACAGUGACGGCACAGUGGAUUUCUCAAGGCCGACUCAAGAGGGAAGCUGAGACCCCGCCACAGGUAGUGUACCCAGUCAGAGGUGAAAUAGCACUCUCAUCCAACGACCUCCAACUGGUGCUUCAAGUUGAACGUAAUCAUGAGCUUUUAGGUCCAGACUUCAUAGAGACCUACUACACAGACGAUGGGCAGCCGGUGACUGUGACCAAUCGCAAUUACACUGAUCACUGCUUCUACCAAGGUCAUGUAAGAGGACAUCCAGAGUCCUGGGUAGCUCUCAGCACAUGCUCAGGAGUCAGAGGCCUGAUAUCCUUGAAUUCGAGCUACACCUACUACCUGGAACCUGUCAGUGGUGUGGACCCUCUUCACCAUUCCCUGCUGAAUGCUGAGGAACUUCCAAUUAAGGGUGGAAACUGUGGCCACGGUCAUCCCAUUGUACAGUCCAACCGUUUCUCUGACCUGCUCAGACCAUUCCACUUAAGGGUUAAAAGGAAUGCCGGGGGCACCACUAAGUACAUGGAGCUGUAUAUCGUGGCUGACAACACACUGUUUAAGCGGCAAAAUAAGGACUACGAAAAGACCAGGGCAAGGAUAAUGGAAAUUGCCAAUUACGUGGAUAAGUUCUACAGGGCUCUGAACAUCCGCGUGCCUCUGAUCGGUCUGGAGGUUUGGACCGACAGGGACCAGUGUAUCGUCACAGAGGAGCCGAACGCCACCCUCUGGUCCUUCCUGCAGUGGAGACAGAAACUGAAGUCGCGCAAGAAACACGACAACGCGCAGCUGCUCACUGGUGUGAUUUUCAAGGGGACAACUAUCGGCAUGGCACCGCUGGAGGGGAUGUGCAGCCUGGAAAACUCUGGAGGCAUAAACGUGGACCACUCAGAGCUGUCCAUUGGUGCUGCUGCCACAAUGGCCCACGAAAUCGGACACAACUUCGGUAUGAGCCACGACCACGAGGGCUGCUGCGUCGAGGCUUCGGCUGAGCAGGGCGGCUGCGUCAUGGCUGCUGCCACCGGGCAUCCAUUCCCCCGAGUCUUCAGUCGCUGCAGCAAACGGGACCUGGACAGCUACUUCCAGAAGGGAGGGGGCAUGUGUCUCUUCAACAUGCCCAACAUGAAGGACCUGGUCGGGGGCAAGAAGUGCGGCAAUGGCUUUGUGGAGGAUGGAGAGGAAUGUGACUGUGGAGAACCUGACGAAUGCACCAACGACUGCUGCAAUGCCAAUAAUUGCACCUUGAAGGCAGAGGCUCAGUGUGCCCACGGAGUGUGCUGCAAGGGCUGCAAAUUGAAGCAGGCGGGUACAAUGUGCCGGGGGCCAGCAGGGGCGUGUGACCUGCCAGAGUACUGCACGGGGGCCUCUCCCUACUGUCCUGCCAACGUCUACCUGCUGGACGGCUCCUCCUGUCAGUACGGCGUAGCCUACUGCUACAACGGCAUGUGCCUCACCCACGAACAGCAGUGCCUGCAGCUUUGGGGCUAUGGAGCUCGGCCCGCCCACGACGCCUGCUUCGAAGACGUCAACGCUGCAGGAAACGCUUUCGGAAACUGUGGGAAAGAUGAGCAUGGCAACUACAUGAAAUGUGCAAAAACCGAUGCCAAGUGCGGCAAGAUUCAGUGCCACAGUGCUGCCAAGAAGCCCAAAGGCACCAACGCUGUUUCCAUCGACACCACCAUCAGGACAGAUGGCAUCGAGGUGAAGUGCCGCGGGACCUACGUCUACAGCACCCAAGACGGCCAGGGCGACCUGCCUGACCCCGGCCUCGUCAUGACCGGCACCAAGUGCGGAGAGGGCAAGGUUUGCCGAGACCGCCGGUGCCAAGAUGCCUCUUUCGCCGAGCUGGAGACAUGCAUCGCACGCUGUCAUGGCAAUGGGGUGUGUAACAGCAAUGGGAACUGCCAUUGUAAUCGAGGCUGGGCACCACCCUUCUGUGAGAAGACAGGACUUGGCGGCAGUGUGGACAGUGGACCUAUCCAGUAUGACAGUCAGGUUGGGCUGGUGGUGGGGCUCCUGUUUGCCUUCCUCGUCAUCCUGCCUGCAGUGCUGCUACUCUUCUACUGCUACAGGAUCAAGACGUCAUACUACCACAAGUGGCUUUCCCAGAGAGAGAAGAACAAGAGCAACAAGACGGAGGCUUCAGUGGAGAAGGGGAAAAACGGCCACCUGAAUCCUGCCUUUCACCUGAAGGUGGUUGGACCAAUCAACAAGGCGAGCAGCCACAAGGGGCUUCCUCACACCAGCAAAGAGGUCCUGCCCCUCAGACCAGGCCUAGUGCCCAAUGGCACUCAGCCAGUCAACAUUGUGCGACCUCUGAGACCCGCCCCGUCUCCCCAGGGUGGUCCCCGGCUCCUCAAAGCGGUUCGCCCACCACUGCCCGCUGGCAAGCCCCCAGCUGCCCCACCCAAAUCCCCCCAGACCCCACAGAGGCUCAGCCCGCCCAAGAAGCCUCUGCCCCUCAACCCAACACGCUCUCCACUGGUGGUGUCUGAGCUGCAUCCCAGAUCGUCCCCCUUCCCUCCUCAGAGGCCUCUUCCCCUCAGCCCAGCCAGAGGGUCCUCCCCCACAGUGAGUCGAGGCCUGACUGUUGUCUCCAAACCCUCCCCAGGCCUGCUGGUCAUGAUGCCGCCAGCGGUGGGACCCAAACCUGUGGGCAAAGUCUCAGCCAUACCCCCUCUCAGAGCUCUCAGAUCGGUCCCUGGUGCCAAACCAAACACAGCCUCGCCUCCGGCACGAAAAUGACCUCCUCCCCCCCAUCCGUCCUCUGAGGAGGAGGCGGCGGCUGACAGCCUAUUUGCACUAAAGAGACUUUGGCUGGAGAACCACGGAGCUGUCGCACACGCCAGAGGAGGACGAACACAACGGUUCAAAUGGAGACACGAAAGAACAAACCGGACUCAUACCAGUUUAGACUUCAAAAUGAAAACUUAACCCCACCCCCUUUUUCAGUUUUGACCCCAUCCGUCCCCCCCCUCCUCCCAGCGAGCUAACAUUAACCACGACGCGGUUUUGCACAGAGGCCUUGCAGACUGAAACAAGUGUUAGCGAAUGGGGGGGACGGUCACAUUUGCCAAAUCUUUUCUUUUCUUUUUGUUUUUAUAAUUAUUGUUUUUUUAAUGCUGUCUAUGUAAAAAAAAAAAAGGAAAAAAAAGCAUUUUGAAAUGACGACCGUUUUGUUUACAGUUUGUUUUUACAUCGAGUUUUAUGAUUUGUGUUAUGUGCCAAAGAGGUCUCUUCAUUAACUGGGGUGUGUCCCGAGCGCUUGAAAAUCUCCUUAAGUUUACCACGAGCCUGCCUCUCCACAACUGUAGGUUUUCUAAUUUAUUGUAUGAGGAAUGUCUAAGAUACAACCUGGAGAUGCAGAGGCCUAUCAGGAAGAGGGAGAGCCAAUCACAUCGCAGCUUCUUCUAAACACUGUUUACAUUGUGGAGGACUCGGUGGAUGCUUGUGAUCUGCAGGAUACACCCCAGCCGCUCAUGCUGAUUUGAAUGUCUUUUGCUGUGUGUUAUGACUUUUAAAUUGUGACAUAAAAUAUUUUUACUAAACGAACAA